UUUCCUUUUCCCCGCUCUUUCUGCCGGAGAGAAAGCUGGCAUUGUUCUCCUUCUCUCUCGUCUUCUGUUCGUUUCUCUCACGCAGCUCUCUCUGGCUGACAUCCGUCUUCGCUUCUCUUGUCGCCGCUGCGCUGUGCCGCUUCUUGUCUUUUCUCUUGUCCCCGUUUUCGCUCCAUUCCUUUUCUUCUCGCGCGAGGCCUCCUGCUUGCCUCGACGGAAGCGCGCCUCCGAAGCAAGGAUACUGGUGCGUCGGUGGCUUCCUCGCUUCUUCUCGCCGUUCGUUCCCGAAGGCGACAGCGCCAGACACCGUCAUUUCGUCUGCCCUUCCUCGAUGGAAGGACACAAACCUGCGGAUGUGUAAUUAUGACUGUUUCGCGGAGCGCAUGCAGAGGUUCUGUGUGCUUGCAUCUGCACAGACAUCCAGGGAGGCAAGACGCUCUUCCGUUCGUCUCCACGACCUCCAGGCGAGGGCAGAGCAGCCAUGGAGACGGACGGCGUCUCGGGGGGCGCGAGCCGCCUGCUUGGGGAGGUGGAGCGAAGCGAUAAGAAACGAUUCCGGUCUGUUGAGGAGAUGAAAGCGGAGAAGAAACCUGCGCUCCUCCCUUCCAUUCGAACGGAGACGUCCUCGGCAACCUACAUGGUGCAGUCGUCGAGACCCCCGUGUCAAAACUUUUUCGCCUCCUCUGCUUCUGCCGUCGCCGCAUCUUCUUCCUCUGCCUUCUCCCCGCGGGUGCAUGCCCUCGUCCCCGAUAAAAAACCUUCUUCGAAUGCGCUGGAAGCCUGUAGAGAGCAAGAAAAACUCGAACGCGUCUUCCUCCCUCGCAGGACCGCUCUGUCGCUUCCCCUCACUCUCAAAUGGAUGGUGCAGCCUGGUGCCUUUGUCGUCGCCGGGCAAACUCUUGCUCUCCUCUACCCCCAACAUCCUUCUCCCUCUCCUUCUUCUCCCUCUCCUUCUUCUCCCUCUCCUUCUUCUCCCUCUCCUUCUUCUCCCUCUCCUUCUUUUCCUCGCUCUUCUUCUCCCUCCGCUUCAGAUUCGCUUCGCGAGUCUGCUGAGGCAGGUGCGGAGAGGGUGGCGGAGGAUGGUCUUGUCGUCUCAGACAAAGACGGCGAGAAAUCGUCGAAAGGCUUGCGCGACUCGCAGGGAAAAGAAAAAGACGAUGCCCUGCGGUGCUUCGACUUGCCCGCGCCCGUGGCAGGCCGCGUCGCCAGCCUCGCCAUUCCUGGCGGAUCUGAAAUCCGCGACGCUGAGCUAUGCGUCUGCGAAAUUGCGCCUGCUGCAUGCGCCCACGCUCUCGUCGUCGGUGGACUCUGCGCCAUCUGUGGAGUGGAAGUCCGAGAGACGCAUCUGCAGGAGAAGACCGUGCAUGCAGGAUUUGUUUCGACACACAAAGACCUUCGCUUAGAUCGGGAAUUUGCUCGGCGGAUGGAGUACGAGAGAAUGUCGACGUUGCUCGCGAAACGGAAGCUUUGUCUGAUCCUUGACCUCGACAACACACUGCUGCAGGCGUCUCCGGACUUGCCUCCGCUGGACGGUCCGCCUCUGAUUCUUCUGGACGACUUUUGUGCUUGUCGGCCUCCCUCGGCGAAGUCUGCCUCCUCCGCGAAGCCCGAACGCAGCAUCUCGUCCGCAGGCGUCGCCGCCCAGUCCAAGAUGCCGACCGUCAGAGACAUCGCGGACAAGACGCGCGAGAGACAGCGCGACGGAGAAGAGGACAUGCGAGACGCAACAACGAAUGGAGAGACAGAAGAUGUCGGAGACCGAGACUCUGGAGAAAGGGUAUAUGGCGAGGCCCAGAGAGAACACAAAAGCGCAACGGAAGAACCGGAAGGAGAAGAAGGCGUUACGUCUCUCGCAUUGUCAGACGUUCCUUCUGUCUCUUCUUCUCUCUCUUCUUCUGUCUCUUUUUCUCUCUCUUCUUCUCUCUUUUCUUCGGUUCUCGCUGCAGGUGAACCUGCCGAAGCAGCGGGUGAGCGAGAGAAGAGGGAAGGAGAGGGAGAGACGAGAGACCCAGAGAGAGAAGCGAAGGACGCAAGAACGGCGGACGGACGCGACGCGUCAAUGAAGGAGCGCGGCGAGCUCAGAGUCCAGCAGGAAGGCGAGAGCCGCGGAAACAGAGGCGAAGGGAGAGGAGAGCAGAGAGGAGAGAGGGGAGAAGGAAGACGAGAGAGGAGAAGAGGCGGACGCGAAGGGAGGAGACCUGAACGCGAAGGAAAAGAGUCUUCCGUCCAUGGAGAGACACAGGCGUCAAGGGGGACGCCCUGGGCAUUGAGGAGAGGCUUCUGGACUCCGACAGCCGAGGAAUUCUCGCGCUGGGUUGAUGUGUGUUUCCCAACUCGCGCGGAAGGAAACGAACAAUGUGUGUCUUCUGCAGGGGAAGGAAAGACAAAGGAAGCAUCUGUUGGAGAGGACCGCGAGAGAAGUGAGGAAGCGAAAAGCAGCGAGGAGAGAGGCGACGCAGGACUCGGAGCAAGCCGCGAUGAGGAAGCCAAGCCAGUUGAGAGAGGAGCGAGAGAAGCGCUGCAGACGGUUGGCGAUAUGGACGCAGAGAGAGACGUCGAUGGCAAGGAGGCGGACAGGACGAGGCAGGACAGGAGAGGAAAGGAAGAAGAAACAGAGUAUCCGCACUACCGCGAAGACGCAGAGGGCGAGGCGAUCCGGCAAACUCUGGAAAAGAGCGUUAUCGGUGUGAGAGUGGCGGUUGAGGCUUCGCCUGUCGGCGCCAGCAGACGCGCGCGAGAGGGAUGGCGGCGCCCAGCCUCUCGCCAUGAGGCAGGCGCUCUGCCUCUCCCUAGCGAGCAACAUAUCACCUUUUUCAAGCUUCGUCCAGGCUGUCUGGACUUCCUCAGACGCGUCUCUCAAACCUUCGAGCUGUACAUGUACACCAUGGGAACGGCUCUGCAUGCAGCGACAGCUUUGCGCAUUCUCGACCCCAAGCGCCGCUUCUUCGGCCGACGCGUCUUCUCCAGACAAGACGCUGUGAACGGCCUCAAGGCAAUCGAGAGAAUCUUCCCUCAUGAUCAAAAAAUGGUUCUCGUCGUCGAUGACCUCGAGUGCAUGUGGCGCUACAGUCCCUGCUGCAUAAAGGUCCAGGGAUACCACUAUUUUGCGGAUGUCUCGGCUGCAGAUGCUCGAAGAAUUUCUCCACACAGCUACACCCAGUGGCUUAGCAUGGCGCGGCCGUUCUGCAACUUCCUUCCUUCCGUUCAACAACAACACAGUCGCCGUGGCGAACGCGCGCGCAGUGGGCAAGCGUCGCGGGCGUCUGAAAAGCUCCUCACGCCGAAGCCUUCGCGAGCAUCUCUUUCGUCUUCCUCCUCUUCUUCCCCUUCUUCCGCUUCUUCCUCUUCUUCCUCCUCUUCUUCCUCCUCUUCUUCCUCCUCUUCUUCGUCUGCCUCUCUGACAGGCAGGACGUCGAGUAAGGAGCCGGCGCAGGAAGUGGAGGCGAGGAGAGAGAACGAAUGCGAGGAAAAGAUCGAGCUUCAGGAGCAGAGAAAUGGCGAGGAAAACACAGCGAGCAUGGAAUGCUUGGAGGCGUCAACUCCCGAUGAAGGCGGAGCAGAGGCUUCUCGCGGGUCAUCGAGCAUAUCAGCGUCCGCUUCCUGCCCUUUCUCUCUUUCCUCGACGUCGACGUCCACCUCUUCGCCCUCUUCAUCAUCUUCUUCUUCCUUUCCUUUGUCUUCUUCUGCUUCUGCGUCUUCUGCUUCGUACAAAGAGUUCUCAACACCGUGCAUGACGAGUGAGGCAAAGCGCCUGAAAGUCGAGGCUGGAUCUGAGGCAGAAUCUGCGCCAGAGCCGAGUGGGCAUGUCCGACAUGUUGACCAGGAAGGCUUUCCAAUUCCUGCGUCGCGACGGUCUCGCACCCGCAAGCAGAAGCCGCACUCUUCAGUCACCUCCUCUAGAGCGCUUGCCGACUCUCUUUCUCGCGCUUCCGCUUCUUCCAGUUCGUCCUCGGCUCCUUCUUCGGCUUCGUCGCAUGUCUCCUGUUCUCCGCAUUCAGCGCCGUUCUUCAAGCCGACGGUUGUUGAAGACUCAGAUCGACAGCUGCUCUACCUCUCUCACAUGUUGGGAGUGGUGCAUCGCAUCUUCUUCCGCGCAGCAGACCGCGUUGCGCAAGCUGCGUCUCUCUUCUCUCCGCUCUCUCCCUCUUCUUGCGCUUCGUCUGUCGCUUCUUCUUCCUUCUCUGCUGUCCCUGCUCCGACUUGCUUGUCUGGUUGGGCGAGUGCUGCGAAGGCCUCGGAUGGCGACGUGAAGAACGGUCGCGGAGAGCAGAGGAAAGAAGCCUACGCAGAGAAGACUUUCUGGACUCCCGAGGCGACCAAGUCGUUUCUCCACCUGCUGCCUAACGUCGCAUGGAUCCUUGACGCCGUUCGAGGCGAGACACUCAAAGGCGUAACGCUCAGUUCCUCCGGAGUACAGGGUCAGCAGCUGGCGCGCUUCACGCAGACCGACCUCGCGCGCCUCGCCGCCAUGUUGGGCGCGAACGUCGUCGACUUCUUCCACUCUUCAGUCACUCACCUUCUCUGCACAAAGGUGACGGACAAGUACAAUCAAGCCGGAGGCCUAAAGAUCCACCGACCUCACAUCAUGUGGUUGGAGAAGGCCUUAUACACGUGGAGCCGACCGGACGAGGCGCCUUUCGAGUUUCGACGCUGCGAGGGCCGCUACCGAAGUUUUUGGGAGGUGCCAGACUGUCAGCCGCCUACGGAGGCGACGUACGAGGCCGUGGAGGCUCUGGUCGAGACGCGGCUGGUGGAAUGUCAGGCACCGCGGCUGCGGGAGCUGACGGACUCCACAGAGGAGGCGCGUCUGGACGCGCGACCUGGGGAAGCCGCCAACCAUCGAACCGCUGAAUCUUUGCCCGCGCCAGCCGCAAGACUGCACGAGCUCGCUACGCUGCGCGAGGGCAAAGAACAAGCGGUCGACAGCCUGCAGGAGGCGCAGGAGGAGAAGGCGGAAGAAGCGAACGAGGAAGAGAGCGAGGAGACAGCUCGAAGCUGGGAUGCCUUUUGGGAGGAGGCCUUCGAGGAGGCGAACGAGAGCGCAAGCGAGAAGGCCGAGAAAGCGGAGUCGAACGGAGAUGCGCAGUUGGAAUUCAGAGAAUCCGAGGGAGACAGACACGGACAAGACGAAGGAGGCGGCGCGAACGCUGCCAAGAAAGUCGCAGAGCGAAAGGCGUAGGAGCGCCCAAGCCACCCUCGUCGAAAGAAGCGACGAACCGGAAGCCGCGCAUCUGUAGAGACGGGGAGAGAGAGAGAGACAAAGACGCAGAGACAGAAACAAGAAGAAUGGUGCAGAUGCAGCCGGCGAACAGCCCAACGAGAAAUCAAUAGGGACAGCGGAGUGGAAAGAGGCGUGAGAGAACGAAGGAGCCAGCUGAGACGAGAGUGGAGGAGAGAAUGAGCCAGCUCAAGAGCGAGCGAAGGAACGCGGAAGAAACAAAGGGUGCCCGAGGCUUGUCUGCAUGUUGAAGAUGGAUAGAGUUCCUUUGAGUCUCAUCGCGCUGGUUGCGUCGAUGAAUACAUAUGCUCGUUUUUCCUUGCAUUCAAGUUGUCAUGUCGUCGGCUGCACAGGCAGGCAGUCCGCGCCGAGAGGGACGCGCGUCGUGGGAUGAACCAGUGGA
This is a messenger RNA of Toxoplasma gondii ME49, 5621 nucleotides long. Its product is annotated as NLI interacting factor family phosphatase. The record is from RefSeq and is a predicted model, not a curated record. Lineage: Eukaryota; Apicomplexa; Conoidasida; Eucoccidiorida; Sarcocystidae. The transcript has 15 exons. Bases 482 to 5179 code for a protein of 1565 amino acids. Gene Ontology annotation, molecular function: RNA polymerase II CTD heptapeptide repeat phosphatase activity.